This is a messenger RNA of Colletotrichum higginsianum IMI 349063, 588 nucleotides long. RefSeq lists its product as uncharacterized. The record is from RefSeq and is a predicted model, not a curated record. The coding region runs from base 1 to 588 and encodes 195 amino acids. The transcript is spliced from 3 exons. Lineage: Eukaryota; Fungi; Ascomycota; Sordariomycetes; Glomerellales; Glomerellaceae.
AUGGCCCCACGCAAAACCAAAGUCACGGAGUUCUACGCUGUGUUCAAAGGGCGCGUCGAUGAGCCUACAAUUUACUCGUCUUGGGGUGAUGCACACCCGCGGGUGACAGGAUGCAAUGCUGUAUUCAAAGGCUUUAGUAGCCUUCAGGAGCCGUUAGACUACAUGGAGCGUCUGAAUGUCCUUGCUCCGAGGCAAGUGAUCAAGGAGGGGGCUGGAGCAUUUACUCCUGAUGGGAAAUCUGACGGCUACUAUGCUGUCGCAAAUGGUAGAAACCCUGGGAUAUAUCAGUAUUGGCGUGGCGAAACGCAGGCGCUAUCUCAACUGCACGAAACCCCCGGUGCCUGCUGUAAAAGGUUCAAGACAAAGGAGCAAGCAGAGACAUUUAUAGAGGAGUGGAAACAAGCUGUGGCCGAUGUGCUUCUGAGAUCGAUCAGAGAGGCGCUGGACCAAGGAAUGCGGCCAAAGGACAUGAACCUUGACGUUUCUGGUUUGUUUGGCUCGAACCAGAGGAGUACUCAGAGUCAUGAUGAAGCAAUUGCCUUGGAUUUUGAAGCUCUUAGUUUUCAAGACACGAAGACAGAGCAGUAA